AUUCAAUAUUUAUUUGUACCUGACAUAUCUGCCUCGGAACCUUUGAAGGGUACAUCCGUUUUUAGGGGAACCUCCAUAUUCAAUGGACCGGAAGUAGACCGAGUCACAUUGAAAAUUUUUCCACUCGCAAGUCAAUGAUGCUCUUGAAGGUGCAACGGCCAUAGGACUGUAAACCAUGUUUCUUCCAAGGGUGGUUUCACGGCUGAACCUGCUUUCCAAAGUGUCUGGUUCACUGCAGAACCAGAGCCAGGCAUUAUGCAGUGCCGUGCAACACUGUCGUUCUGCUCAUUGCACAGCUCCUAAAUAUUCAAACAGAUGCUUUACUUCAGCUGCGGACAACAAACUUCCACCCAAACUAUGGACACCCCUUGAACCAGAGUUAGAAGAAGUUCUUGUGCCCCGUAAACUAUCAGUUUCACCCUUGGAGAGCUGGCUUUCUCUGCGCUACUCUUUCCCCCCGUUGCUGGAGGCUUCAGCGCCGCUGGAUGAAGGUGAGGCCGUGGAAAAGUCUACGGUGCUUCCUCCAUUUGUGGUACCGUUACUGGAGGAUGGGGAAAGCCCGACACCGCUGAACUGCAAGAAUGUGCUAAAGAUCCGACGAAGGAAGAUGAACAGGCACAAAUAUAAGAAGCUGCUAAAACGGACCAAGUUCCUGAGGAAGAGAGUGAAAGAUAACAGAAGCAAAAGAAAACAGGUUAAAUUUGAGAGGGAUCUUGCCCGAAUUGUUAAACAAGCUGGACUGAAGAGAGCCCCAGAUGGAUGGACAGCACCCCAAAUCUAUGUCAGAAUGAGUCAGAAUAAAAAAGAUUAACAUCUGUGCUAUUUAAAUAUUUUUGACUUCUCUUUUUUUCAUAAUACUAUUCACUCUUCUGUGACAGCAUCUGGAGCAAAACAGUGACUUGAAAUCCAUAUGUACUACAUAUGUACUUAUUACUGUAAUAAAAACGCUUCAUCUCA
Puntigrus tetrazona (Sumatra barb) is the source of this 957-nucleotide messenger RNA. It is a transcript of the gene aurkaip1, whose product is annotated as aurora kinase A interacting protein 1. Gene Ontology annotation, cellular component: mitochondrion. Gene Ontology annotation, biological process: mRNA processing. The record is from RefSeq and is a predicted model, not a curated record. Bases 176 to 811 code for a protein of 211 amino acids. The transcript has 4 exons. Lineage: Eukaryota; Metazoa; Chordata; Actinopteri; Cypriniformes; Cyprinidae.